AAUAGGCAACCUUUAGGAAAUUUUGUGAAAACACCUUUUGAUGCAUGGAAAAAGGCAAAACAGGCCUUUCGUGAACAUUCAGAAAUGAUCUACCAUACAUCCUCUACUCUGGAUGCAGAUCAUUUUUUAAAGGUGUACUCCAAACUUGAACCAAAAAUAAUAAACCGAUUGGAUUCUAGUAGAGUAGAGCAAAUCAAAGAAAAUAGAAAACGUCUUAUUCCCAUAAUUGAAUGUAUUAUUUUAUGUGGCCGCCAGGAAAUUGCCUUACGAGGUCAUAGGGAUGCUGGCAAUAUUUUUACUCAUGACACAUCUAAUCAGGGAAACUUCAGGUCAAUUUUGUUGUAUAGAAGUAACGGUGAUGAACAUUUAACCAGCAUACUUCAAACACCUGGUCGUAAUAAAUAUAUUACACCACAAAUACAAAACGAAAUUAUUUCAUCUUGUGGAAAUAUAAUAUUACAAACCAUCGUAAAAAAAGUUAAUGACUCUCAGUGCUUCUCAGUUUUAGCUGAUGAAACCACAGAUAUAUCUGUGACUGAACAGCUUGCUCUGUGUGUUAGGUAUAUUGAUAAAGAAAACAAUGUUAAUGAAAGCUUUCUUAAGUUCAUUCAAGUGCAUAGCUUAUCUGGAAAAAACUUGGCAGAUUCUAUUUUGAAUGGUUUAAUAAGUUGUGGAAUAGAUUGUGAUUUUUUGUAUGGGCAGGGUUAUGACGGAGCAAGUAACAUGUCUGGUCAAUUUCAGGGUGUACAAGCACAUAUAAGAUCCAAAUACCCUAAAGCAAUUUAUGUGCAUUGUGCAGCCCACUCUCUAAAUUUAGCAGUUUCAACUGCUAGUAAUAUUAAGCCAGUUAGAAACUGCUUAGGAAUUAUUGAAAAAUUAUAUGUAUUUUUCAAUACUCCGAAACGAAAUGCAGUACUUUUGUCAGCUAUUGAAAAUAGCAAUACUGAUCAAAAAGUUAAGACACUUAAAAGGUUAUGUGCAACGCGCUGGGUACAGCGGUAUGAUUCUGUUCAUGAUUUUAUUGAACUUUUUGAAUUUUUAGUAAACGCUUUAGAGUGUAUAACCGAAUGGAAUGAUUCUUCAGCUACAGAUGCAACAUUACUUUUAAAAUCAUUUGACUCAGAAUUCAUUAUUUCUGUUAAUAUUGUUCAGCUUAUGUUUUCAUUCGGAUUACCCUUAUGUAAACAAUUGCAAAAAAUAAAUAUUGAUUUAAAGGAAGCUAUCAAUUUAGCACAAGACACUGUUGAUGAAUUGAAGACAAUUAGAAAUAAUUGUGAUGAUGAAUUUAAUAACAUAUUUUCAAAAGCAAAGAAAAUGGCUGAUAAGGUAGAGGUAGAGUUAAAAUAUAAAAGAUUGGGGAAAAGACAAACCAAUCGAGCUAACCCAUUAACUGAUCAAACCAUAAGUGUAAAUGAUUAUUUUAAAAUAACUGUGUUUAUUUCAUACAUUGAUUUUUUUAUAAGUCAAUUAACUGAGCGAUUUUUAUCACAUUCCAAAGUAUUUAAUGGUUUUGGAUGUUUGUUUUCAAGUAAUGAGCAUUUCACAGAAGAUGAUCAAUUACAUUUUACGCAGUUAGUUGAAUUUUAUUCUCCUCAGGUAGACAAAAAUAAUUCAUUAACAGAGUUAAGACUUUGGCGAACAAAACUCAGGAGAACUAGCUGUAUACCUAAAACUGGGAUUGAUGCACUUACAGAAUGCAACAAAGAGAUAUACCCUAACAUUUAUUUAUUAUUAAAAAUAUUGUGUACAUUACCCGUAUCUACCACUACUCCUGAACGUAUGUUUUCAGCUCUAAAAAGAGUUAAAACAUACCUACGGAAUACUAUGACUGAAGAUAGGUUAAAUGGGUUAAGUAUGUUGGCGGUCCAUAGAGACAUUAAAGUUAGUCCUGAAGAUGUAUUAGAUGAUAUUGCUAAAAGACCAAGAAAAUUGGAUCUAGUUUUGUAAAAUUA
This is a messenger RNA of Melanaphis sacchari, 1952 nucleotides long. Its product is annotated as 52 kDa repressor of the inhibitor of the protein kinase-like. Lineage: Eukaryota; Metazoa; Arthropoda; Insecta; Hemiptera; Aphididae. Gene Ontology annotation, molecular function: protein dimerization activity. The record is from RefSeq and is a predicted model, not a curated record. The transcript has 9 exons. The coding region runs from base 85 to 1947 and encodes 620 amino acids.